AUGUAUGCUCAAAGGAUACUUAGAUAUGGUCCAGCCUAUGCACCUACACCUCAUCCGAAGGGUACUUUAAGAAACUGUAUACUGGACCUUGAACGACUGCUACAAGGGAUGUCAGACAUACAAAAAGAAUACUAUAGGUGGUUAGCAUCAUGCAAACUUAAGAAAGGAAGAGAUUCAGUACAGAUCAUCCGUUUCAGAGAUGACCUUUCACGCACAGCUAAGUGGAUUCGCAAUAACAACCUUACUUUAAUCAGAGCAGAUAAAACCAAGGCUUUGGUGAUCAUGAGGAGGGAAACGUAUGAAAAGGGCCUUAGAGAAUAUAUUGAUGUCACCAGAUGCGUGGAGGCAGAAAACAACGCCAUAGACAAGAUACAAUCUAAGGUUAAACAAUUCUCUAACACAAAGUUAGCCUCAAGAUUAGGUAUACGGAAUAUUAUCAUGGAUGCACCUGAUACCCCUAAGUUAUUUGCAUUUGCAAAAACCCACAAACAGGGCCAAAAAUUAAGGCCGGUUGUUGAUAAGGCCAGAGCACCUACACGCAAAUUAGAGGCCUCGUUGCACAACAUCAUCGCUCCACAUUUAGAAGGAUACAGAUACACGAUCUCUAAUCCAACGGAGUUAGUGGAGCUACUAAAGGUCACUGAACAUCCUACUUAUAUCACGGUAAUGGAUUUCCGCACACUAUAUCCUUCAAUCGAGAUUCCGCCAUGUUUUUGCAGAGUCAGAGACUUACUGUUUAAGAUCUUACGCAAUGAGGAGUUCCAUCAACAGGUGUUAGAGUUGUCCCACCUGAUCUGUUACAGCUCGAUCUUUCAAUUCGGAGGAGUUACACAUAUGCAAGGUAAAGGGGUCCCCAUGGGAAGCUCUGUCUCAGGGGACAUGUGUGAGCUGGUAAUCAGACAAUUGGAGAAUGCAACACUACCGAAUUUCCAUCAAAACAUCAUAAUUUACAAACGAUACGUCGAUGAUAUCAUCAUACUCUGGAGGGGCUGCCCGAACAAUUCCCAGUUGUUGGACCAAAUGAACAACAACCCAUAUGGACUUACCGUGGAAGUCGAACAACACAGUGAUUCAUCGGUGCAUUUUCUCAAUGUGAAUAUUGAUUUUAGUAGACCGAUAAUACAAACCUCUGUGUAUCGCAAACCAUCAGACCAUCCCACAUAUAUUACGGCGGACUCUUGUGACCCUGUCCAAUAUAAGAUGGCGGCGUUUAGAGCCCUCGUUAAAAGAGCCUACUCACACUCUUCUACGCAAGAGGCUUUGGAACACGAACUACAAUUCCUGUGUAAAGUGGCUAAGCAUCAUGGCUACCACAACAUCGUACAAAAAAUGUCACAAAAGUUCGGUGGAAUGGUGGAAUUACCCCUUCUGAAAGGGGUAAUUCGCAACCGGUAA
Centruroides sculpturatus (bark scorpion) is the source of this 1395-nucleotide messenger RNA. RefSeq lists its product as uncharacterized. The transcript has a single exon. The record is from RefSeq and is a predicted model, not a curated record. NCBI's taxonomy places the organism in Eukaryota, Metazoa, Arthropoda, Arachnida, Scorpiones, Buthidae. The coding region runs from base 1 to 1395 and encodes 464 amino acids.